This is a messenger RNA of Cyprinus carpio (common carp), 1863 nucleotides long. Its product is annotated as brain and acute leukemia cytoplasmic protein. Gene Ontology annotation, cellular component: cytoplasm. Lineage: Eukaryota; Metazoa; Chordata; Actinopteri; Cypriniformes; Cyprinidae. The record is from RefSeq and is a predicted model, not a curated record.
AACUAGCACUCAUCAUCUCUCAUGGGUGUAGCCUGUGUGUGUGGUUUAUAAUAUAUAAUUAUAAAAGUUUGCAUGUGAACACGUUUUUGGUGCUAAAACAUGUCACUAAAACGUAAACGUAUUCCUCUCUCGUUUAUUUUGGUGCAAAUCGCCUCUACACAGUAUCACAACAAACUGAUGUGUUAAAGGAUGACAAAUCUCAAGUUUGGCAAAUGCACGAGGGGACUCAUUCACUCACAGCUGCGCGUGGGACCGGAGCAUAAUCGCGCGCGUUCGUCUGCAUCAUUUAUUAGUGCAUGCAUCGCUCCAUCUUCUUAUUUCAAUGGGCUGCGGUGGGAGUCGAGCAGAUGCUAUUGAACCGCGAUAUCAUGAGAGCUGGACCAGAGAAACCGAAUCGACGUGGCUUACCAACACCGAUGCUGAAAUCCCCAACGGCGUGACUUCCAAGAACCGCGUCGUGCGUGGAGACUCUAGCCAUCUUAUUAAAGACAGUUCAAAACUAUCAGGCAGAGGUAUGGAGGCCAGAUCCUGUGGAGACAGAGGCAGACAGAUGGUUAAUGCAGGAACUCAAUGUGGAAAGCAGGUUUUGACUUCCAGCACCUGCACAAACCAUCAAAAAACAUCCUGCAGUCAUGAGAUAAGUGACUCAAAGAAGACAAUGCACAAGGAGGAAACUACUCAUUCUGAAGGGGUUUCAUCUAAUGCUGCAUCUAACCCAGACGAGCCAUGAGGGGAAAACAACUCCAUUUUUGUCUGAUACAGAGGAUACACUCUGAAACCCAGAGGAGUUCAGCGAUGUGGAUUAUGGGCUAUAUAAGAAACCAUAAGCUGUAAAGAGAAAUAGAGCUUCACAAGAGAUGAUAUCUUAUUAAUGCACACUUAGCCUAUAGAAAUAUGCUUUGCUUUACUUUGUUGCAAAACUGGGUUAAAAAGAUGCAUCUGAUCAUUAGCAUGGCAAAUAUAGAUUAUAGUCAACUCCUCACAGGAGUUACUGAGCAAAGCACAUUCAUAAUUUUAAUAAAUUCAAGUUCAUGAAAUAAAAAGGAGUUAUUGCUAGGGUUAUUGCAAGGCUAAUUAAUAUUUUUGUCAUGCCUAAAUACUUUUAAAAACAUAACAACAAUUCUAAUUGAUUGGUAGGUUAAUAUUAUGGCCCUCUUUUUAUUUAUGUUUUUUGGUCAUUCCAAAAAUAAGUAAUUAUUCCAUUUUAAUUUAUUUAAGUUAAAAUUUAUUUUAUUUAGUGUGACAAAUGUUUUUUUUUACCCUGCUUUAUUUAUCAUGGACAGCCAAGUGCUGUAAAAUCACUGAAACCACUAGAUGGAGCAGUUUAUCUUACAUUUCAAUUGCACAGGCACUUGAGACAUUACCUGUGCAUAGUUUUACCAGAUCUUAAUGCUGUUUUUGUUUUAUAGAAAUGUUUAACUUAUCCCAAAACUAUGUUAAUUAAUGUCAAGUACAAAAUGUUGUUACCUCUAGCAAUAUGUAUGAUGCAACAUUGUGAAUUUUAUUUAAAUUCUACUGUCCAACACAAUAAUUAUGCCAUCCCUUAUCAUCCUCACAUCACAACAAUUAAAAUUCAAAAUGGUAAACAUGUAGGAAAUGUUUUUAUGAUUCAUAACAGCAAAUCAAAUACCAAAUAUAGAAAUGCAUUAACACAGUUUACUCUGAAAACAUAUCUGACACAUUGUGUAGUCACCUUCACACUCCAGGGACAGAGGCUGCAAAUUAGUAUGUGCAGAGCAUCUGCUGCAUGAAAUGUAAUGUUAUUCUUUGUCAAUGUCCAGGAAAAUAAAUAAAUAGAUAAAUAAAACAAAUGGGGCAUAUUUAAGUCUCUACUGAUUUUUGCAAUAUGCUAUUUGUUGCUCU